This is a messenger RNA of Brugia malayi, 933 nucleotides long. RefSeq lists its product as uncharacterized. Gene Ontology annotation, biological process: sex differentiation; regulation of transcription by RNA polymerase II. The record is from RefSeq and is a predicted model, not a curated record. Gene Ontology annotation, molecular function: RNA polymerase II cis-regulatory region sequence-specific DNA binding; DNA-binding transcription factor activity, RNA polymerase II-specific. Bases 1 to 933 code for a protein of 310 amino acids. Gene Ontology annotation, cellular component: nucleus. The transcript has 6 exons. NCBI's taxonomy places the organism in Eukaryota, Metazoa, Nematoda, Chromadorea, Rhabditida, Onchocercidae.
AUGGACGAAAAGGAAAACAAUCAAAGUACGUCGCCUGGAAGUAGUCGGAACAGUAGUUCCGGUGGUUAUUCGUCAUGUAGCACACCGGAAGAAGUUGAUGUUGUUGCAUUUACACCUCGUCCAGAACCAGUAAACGAAGAUGAUCAGAAGCGAUAUUUUUGUCAGCGAUGCUUGAAUCACGCUGAGGAACACCCUCGAAAAGGGCAUAAACCUUUUUGCCAGUAUGCGAAUUGUGAGUGUGCCGACUGUCAUAUGGUGGAAGAGCGUCGACGAUUGAAUAAUAUGUUAAGUUUAAGACGAUUGGACCCCAAUCACGCAGCAAGUCGUUCAACAACGGGUAAAAAGAUACGCGAUCCGAAGUGCGCACUUUGUUCUGCACAUGGCAAUAAACAACCGCUCAGAGGACACAAAAAAGCGCAGUGUCCAUUUUUGAAGUGUGGAUGUCAUCUGUGUGGUCUGGUUGAAAAUCGGCGAACAUUAAUGGCUCGUCAAAUAAAACUACGACGAGAUCAGCAGAAACAACGAAAAGCACAACUUAGUGCCGCAGCUGCUGCUCUUGCGACUACAACAAACAUCGCUACAAAAAGUUUAAUCUUGGAGCAGUCAAAUUCGGAAGUCGAACAAGGUUUUACCGAUCUAUCAGAGCAACUUAUUACGCCAGACCAUAAUGUAAAAGUGGAAGAACCUGUGCGUGUACCACCACUCUUACCAGUAUUCCCAAAACCACAAGUUAUGGAACCCAGACCACCGGUUCCAAUAAUCUUUCAACCAACUGCGAUAUUACCUACAGCACCAAUGUUUAUUUCACCAAUGGAUAAUAUUGAUUUGCGUCUUAUAUCUCUAAAUUAUCAUCAUAUGAUGAAUCCAGUACCGUUCCAGUUUACUCCCAUGUUACCGUACACACCAACGUUACCAUUUCUGUCAGCACCUUGA